Molecule: messenger RNA, 1136 nt
Organism: Notothenia coriiceps (black rockcod)
Lineage: Eukaryota; Metazoa; Chordata; Actinopteri; Perciformes; Nototheniidae
Product: metabotropic glutamate receptor 8-like
Exons: 7
Coding region: 21-1136 (371 amino acids)
Biological process (GO): G protein-coupled receptor signaling pathway
Cellular component (GO): membrane
Molecular function (GO): G protein-coupled receptor activity
Source: RefSeq, a predicted model, not a curated record
UGCACCCCAAAGUGGAGGCCAUGCGUUGGAAGAAAGGCGACCCCUCGCUCCCCCCCUCUGUGUGCAGCAUCCCAUGCCGUACAGGCGAAAGGAAGAAAGUGGUGAAAGGUGUGCCGUGCUGCUGGCAUUGUGAGCGCUGCGAGGGAUACCACUAUCAGGCAUCAGAGUUCACCUGUGAGCUUUGUCCCUACGAGAUGCGACCCGAUGUCAACCGCACCGGCUGCGUUCCCAUCCCCAUCAUCAAGCUGGAGUGGCAUUCCCCCUGGGCCGUCUUCCCCGUCUUCAUAUCCAUGCUGGGCAUCAUCGCCACCUCCUUCGUCAUCGUCACGUUCGUGCGGCACAACGACACGCCCAUCGUGCGAGCGUCCGGGCGGGAGAUGAGCUACGUGCUGCUAACGGGAAUCUUCCUGUGCUACGCCAUUACGUUCCUGAUGAUCGCGACGCCUGAUGUCGGGGUGUGUUCCCUCAGGAGGAUUUUCUUGGGCUUGGGGAUGUGUUUCAGCUACGCAGCGCUGCUAACCAAAACCAACAGGAUACACCGCAUCUUCGAACAAGGGAAGAAGUCUGUAACAGCCCCCAGGUUAAUCUCUCCCGCCUCCCAGCUGGCCAUCACCUUCUCGCUCAUCUCAGUCCAGCUGCUGGGCGUCUUCGUCUGGUUCGCGGUGGACCCCCCCCACACGGUGGUGGAUUACGGCGAGCAGCGGACCCAGGAUCCGUUGUCGGCACGCGGCGUCCUCAAGUGUGACAUCUCGGACCUGUCGCUCAUCUGCUCCCUGGGUUACUCCAUCCUGCUGAUGGUGACGUGCACGGUUUACGCCAUCAAGACGCGAGGCGUGCCCGAAACAUUCAACGAGGCCAAGCCCAUCGGAUUCACCAUGUACACCACCUGCAUCAUCUGGCUGGCGUUCAUACCCAUCUUCUUCGGAACGUCACAGUCCGCAGAAAGGGAUGACGAGCCGAUCACAGGAGGGGCUGAUGGCAGACACCACACCCGCAUCCGGAAGUUCCUCAGCCAGCGGCACAAGAAAUUGCCAUGGAAACCGGAGACUCCUGCUGCAUCGAGGCAAAUAAACCUUUCAGAUAAAAGGAAGCGCAGAAGGUUUGCUUUCCUCAUCCGUCCUAAUUACCAGCACUAA